AUGGAAGACUCCGCAUUCAUCGUCAACGCCGUCAACGCGAGCGGCAAAGCUCCCUUGCAUCCUUACUACCCGUUGAAUGCUCCACUCGCGCACUAUGCCGCCAAUUCACUGUCUUCGCCGGUCCUUGUGGCGACGUUUGUCGCUGGAUCGUUGGCCAUCUUCGCCGUGACGCUGCUGCUUAUCCAGCAGUCUGGCCGGACACUCUCCAAGGUUGCGACGGGUACCACCCUCUGGUUUGCGCUCUGCGGAUGCAUCCACUUGUUCUUUGAGGGCUACUUUACUGUCCAUUUUGCCCAGCUCGCCGCCCAGGACCACCUCUUCGCCCAACUCUGGAAGGAGUACUCCCUCUCCGACUCCCGCUACCUCACCCAAGACUCGUUCCUGGUUUGCAUGGAGGGCAUCACUGCGUUCGCCUGGGGUCCCCUCUCGUUCCUCUUGGCCUGGGCCAUCGUCAAGGACCACCCGAUCCGAUUCCCUCUGCAGCUCAUCAUCAGCCUGGGCCAGAUCUACGGCAACCUCCUCUACUACGGCACCUGCUUCUUCAGCGAGCGCGUCCUCGAGAUCGUCUACUGCCGCCCCGAGAGCUUCUACUUCUGGUGGUACUACUUCUUCUGCAACUUUAUCUGGAUCAUGAUCCCUGUGCCUCUGCUCAUCCAGAGCAUCUGGGAGACUGUCGGGGCUUUUGCCAAGGUUCAGGCUGCUGAGAAGGCCAAGAAGAAGGCUUGA
Fusarium keratoplasticum is the source of this 726-nucleotide messenger RNA. RefSeq names its product EXPERA domain-containing protein. NCBI's taxonomy places the organism in Eukaryota, Fungi, Ascomycota, Sordariomycetes, Hypocreales, Nectriaceae. Gene Ontology annotation, cellular component: endoplasmic reticulum; membrane. Bases 1 to 726 code for a protein of 241 amino acids. The transcript has 2 exons. The record is from RefSeq and is a predicted model, not a curated record. Gene Ontology annotation, biological process: sterol biosynthetic process. Gene Ontology annotation, molecular function: steroid Delta-isomerase activity; C-8 sterol isomerase activity; cholestenol delta-isomerase activity.